Molecule: messenger RNA, 1475 nt
Organism: Prorocentrum cordatum
Lineage: Eukaryota; Dinophyceae; Prorocentrales; Prorocentraceae
Source: the annotation of a GenBank genome assembly
GGAGGCGCUCGCAGGGGACGCGGACAUCUACGCCGCGGUCGUCUUCUGCGCGUCCCCGCCCGACGAGAGCGCCGCGAGGGCCGUCUUCGCCGGCAAGGUGGAGGAGUCCACCGACGCGGAGCGCAGCGUGGCCAUCAGCGUGCUGAUCGGCAUGCUGACCUCGCCGGCCGCACGGCCCGUGCUCGCCCGGGACCCGCGCGUCCGGCACGCGCUCGUCGCCGCCUCGGAGAGCGAGCUGCGGGAGGUCGCCGCCAAGGCCAACGCCGCCCUGGCGCUGCUGGCAAUGAGCGAUCCGGCCGUCUGCGUCCACGCGUGGGGCGCUGAUGCCGCGGGGCAUCCCGAGGACGAAGGGCCGCAGGAGGACAGGGAGGCGGCCAGCGAGAGCGGCGGGGACGCGGAGGCGGACCUCGACGAGCCCCUGUUUGGGUCCUCGGAGUCCGAGCUCUGCGCCGCGCUCCUGCGCGCGGCCGCGGAGGGCGUCACCCACAGGCACCGCGCCGCUGCCCUCGGCUCGCUCUGGAGCCUCGCGUGCACCUCGCGCACGGACCCGCGCGCCCUCUGGGCCAGCGCCGCGCUGCGCGACGCCGUGCUGAGCGGCGCGGCCGCGAGCGAGCCCUACGAGCUGCGGGAGAGCGCCCUCGGCCUGCUGUGGGGCCUCGCCGCGGCCGAGGGCAACCGGCUCAGCAUGUGGUGCGACGCCGGCGUGCGCAGGGCGCUGCGGGAGGGGGUCGCCGCGCAGAGGCCCCUGCUCGGCGGCGGCGGCGGCGGCCUGUCGCCGUCUGCUUCGCGCCAGGGCCUGGGCCCCGGCGGAGGCGCGCAGCCGCCCAUCUCGCGCUCGAAGAGUCCGGCGAGGGGCGGGGCACCGGGGCACAUCGCCCUCGCGGCGGAGGUCGCGGUGAGCUUCGAGCGCGCGAGCCUCGCGGAGAUGCCGCCGCUCAUGCCGGAGCCGCCGCAGCAGCCGCUGGAGGUCAGGGCCAAGGCGUUGUGGGCCCUGGCGAGCCUGGCCGAGGCCGAGGACAACAGGGGCCCCAUGUGGCAGGACAAGAAGCUCGCGAAGCAGCUGCUCGAGGCCGCGUGCAUCAGGGAAGACCUGGCCAAGCGGCUCCGCCUGUCGGGGAAGCCGCCAGACAGCCUGGCUUUCAAGACGACCGUGUACCGGGCGGCGAUGCGCGUGCUGCUGCUUCUGGCGCAGCACGAGGGCAACCGGGAGGAGAUGCGCAGCGCGCUCGUGCCCGAUAUCCUCGCGGCCGCCGCAGAGGAUGCCGUCCUGCCGGCCAUCGAGCGCCGCGCGUUUGCCAAAGGCCGCGAGGUGCUGCUGGUCGAAGGCCAGCCGGCCGCGUGAGGCUGCGGUGGGCACCAAAGGCGAGAGGGGCAGUCGCCGCUCUGACUGCUGGGCAGCGUUCGCCUUCACGGCAGCCUGUGCCGGAAGCCGCGACGGCCCUUGCGCAAAAAGCAGGGACAGGUCGAAAUUGGAG